Contarinia nasturtii (swede midge) is the source of this 2979-nucleotide messenger RNA. RefSeq lists its product as uncharacterized. The transcript has 13 exons. The record is from RefSeq and is a predicted model, not a curated record. Gene Ontology annotation, molecular function: glutamate-gated receptor activity. Gene Ontology annotation, cellular component: membrane. The coding region runs from base 9 to 2885 and encodes 958 amino acids. NCBI's taxonomy places the organism in Eukaryota, Metazoa, Arthropoda, Insecta, Diptera, Cecidomyiidae.
AAGCAAAUAUGAAUUUAUGGCAAAUACUUUUGGUUAUUUUUUUGCUGAGUUUUUGGAGCAUGGUCACUGCCAGCAAAGUCCUUGAAUCAACAAACUCAGGCGACAACAAUACGACAAAAGAAAUUCUUUAUCCAAAGAGCAGUGUUGAUUUAAUAGUGAACUUUUUCAAAACUUACAAACACAUUAAACGGCUUACACUUUUUCUAUGCGAUGAUAGUUCAACGCAUUUAUCUAUUUCAAUACCAUCCGAUUAUUAUAAUCCAAUACUGACCGGUGCAAAAGUUCAACAAGAACAACAACAAAAAAACAACGAACAUCCAAAAUUGAAACAAAAGUAUGCCAAUGGUGGUUUAAAUUAUCAACAAAUUGUAAAAUACUUGAUGGAUGCUGGAAACUUUUUAAUAAAAGGUGAUGGAAAUAUCGAUGCGACUAUGUUCAACAUCACCUCCAGCAAUGAGUGUAACAUCGACGUUGAAUACGAAAAGUUAAAUUCAUUUGACGCAUAUCGUUUGUCGGGAAUGCUUGAACGCGGUGACUCGAAGCAAGGUGUUGUGCUUGAUUCACGCUGCCACCAUAGCCAAUUCAUUCUUCAACAGGCAUCCGAAUGUGGUUUGUUUAAUACAUCGUAUCACUGGAUGAUAUUGGAGCAACCUUUAGCGCCAAUGUCUCUAUUGCCGCCGUCGCCACCAUCAUCAUCAUCCUUUUCGUCGUCGUCGACGCCGUUACAGCCUUCGUCAUCAGCGAAAUUGUUCUCCUUCGGAGUUGAGUUUUUCGAACGUUUAAAUAUUAAUAUGAACUCUGAAAUAACAUUGGUUAAGCCACAACAGUCAAACAGUGAAACAAAUUCAACGGCAGAAUGGAACAUUUAUGAUUUAUACGACGUGUGGAAUCCAGGAAAUAUUUACGGCGGAAAACUGAAUGUCAGCCACAUGGGCACAUAUUCAGCUGAUGAACAGUUUUUAAAUAUUUCUUUUAAAGAGACGACCAUCAUACGGCGCUUGAAUGUGCAUGGCAUUAAAAUACGCGCCAUGGCUGUGGUAACGAAUCCUUUCAAUGAAACAUUUGAAGAAUACUUGGAUCACACACACAAUCCGCAUCUAGAUUCGAUGAAUCGAUUUAACUAUCGCUUACUCACGUAUGUCCGAGACAUGUUCAAUUUUAGAAUCAAGGUAUAUAGAACCAAUUCAUGGGGCUAUUUAAAAAAUGGAACAUUUGAUGGCAUGAUCGGUGCAUUGGUUCGAGGUUCUGUUGAUGUCGGAGCAUCGCCAAUAUUUUUCCGAUCUGAACGUGCUAAGGUUAUCGAUUACACGGCACGUACGUGGAUAUCACGGCCAUGCUUCGUGUUCCGACAUCCAACAGGUUUGGUUCGUAAUGUUUUCUUGCAGCCAUUCACCGUUAAUGUAUGGUACUGCAUCAUAAUCGUUGGUAUUGUUGUAAUUGGCGCAACGUCGUUCAUCUCGAAACGAGAAAAGAGAAUCUCAGGAGCAACGAUGAAAGUAGAAUCGAAAAUGACGACGACGAUGAAUCGAUCAAGGAAAUUGAAACGAAACGAUGGUGCAAUGCAAAGUCAACAACAGAUACGCAGACGACAUCAAACAAGUGACAGCAUGUUAAAUACAGUCCAGUUAAAACAGCAUGAAGCAUCAAUGACCGAACCGGAAACACAGCUACGUUGCGAUCAACAAAUACCGACACAUAUAAUUUCAGGAGAAAAUGUUGAUGAAGAAAAAAAUGAAAAUGUCGUUAUUGGGAUUUGCGCAAAAGUUUUUCGUAAAUGCUUUUUUUCAACACGAUGCUCGCCGGUGUCGGUGAACCAGAAGAGCGUGCAUCUAGCAGAGUUGACAAAGGUGCAGCAGACGAUGAAUGGAAAGCGUUCGCAUAAAAAAAUCAAUCACGAAAAUUUCCGUUUAAACGUUUAUGAAUACUAUUUGGGAGCAAAGAACGAUGAAAAUGGAUUUACAAGUGGUGAUGCAGUUGCAGAUGCUGCUGUUGAUCGAGGUCACAACAUUACAGUACGAUAUAAACACGGCAAUGUCAAUAGCAAACCAACAAAAACAUUCGAUAACAUCGAUGUCGAAUAUGACGAAAGCGCACUUUCACGUUGCACAUUGCUGUUCAUUGGUGCGCUGUGUCAACAAGGCUCUGCAGAGAUGCCACAAUUCACAUCGCGACGAUGCAUCAUUAUGCUGAUUCUGUUGUUCGGUUUCUGUACGUUUCAAUUUUAUUCGGCUAGCAUUGUUGGGUCGUUGCUAAUGGAAAAGCCAAAAACCAUUAAAACAUUACGGAAUCUGAUUGACAGCCCAUUGAAGUUGGGAAUUGAAGAUAUAGUUUACAACAAGGACUUUUUCAAACGUACAACGGAUGCAGUAGCAUUGGAAUUAUACGAAAAAAAAGUGAAAGUUGUCAACCCAAAAACUGGCGACAUUUCCUACAAUUUUAUGCCACCAAGGGAUGGUUUAUUUUAUGUGAGACAGGGAGGAUUUGCCUUCCAUGCUGAUACAGCAACAUUUUACAAAAUCAUUAUAGACGAAUUUUCGGAACGCUCGAUAUGUGAAUUGUCUGAAAUUCAACUAUUCCCGGAACAGCAUAUGAUGGCCAUUGUUCAGAAAGGAUCGCCGCUGAGAAAAAUGAUAACAUAUGGAUUGAGACGUACGUUCGAGCAUGGACUAUUGUACCACGAGCGAAAACGAUGGCAUUCGCCGAAGCCACAAUGCGUUCGACAAAUACAACCGGAAGACCUAGAGGUUUCCAUCGGUACACUUGAAUCGGCACAUUAUAUAUUGAUGCUGGGCAUUUUGUUGAGUGUUUUUCUACUUCUGAUUGAAAAUGCAAUAAUCUAUUACAAUAAGUACAAACAACUACAUACGAUUACAUAUUUAAAGUAAAGCUUUGUUACUUACCACACUUACACUUACCGCAUCGUUGAAACAGUCGAUGGAAAUUGAGAACCAAAACGAUAAAACUUCGUCAAAACAACGA